AUGUUCGGCAAUGAUUUUGAAAUAUCUCGGCUGGCCAUUCCAGCCGUGAGCAUCCUGAUCAGCUUCCUGGCUUACACGUCCCAGUACUUCUUCCUUCAUUUCGAGUCCGUGCCGCUCCGGAAGGAUGAAGUCUGGAAGAUCAACAUCUUCGCUCUGUGCAUCUGGGUCUGCUAUUUACGGUCCUGCUAUGUAGAUCCUGGCCGACUUCCUGCGAGCCAGAAGAAUGCCAAUACCAGUCCAGAAGAGAAGGCCCAGGCUACCCGUCGGCAGCGAUGGUGCCGUAGAUGUGAGGCUUACAAGCCGCCGCGCGCACAUCAUUGCAAAGCUUGUCAAAGAUGCAUCCCCAAGAUGGACCACCACUGCCCAUGGACAUCAAACUGCGUGUCGCACUUUACCUUCCCGCACUUUUUUCGGUUCUUGUUCUACGCUGUUGUUGGCAUGGGAUACCUGGAAACUUUGAUCUGGGAGCGCGUAUCUUUUGUUUGGGGCGCCCGAAACCUGCCCAGCUACCUUGGACCCAGUGUGGGGCAGCUUGUUCACCUGUUUCUUCUGUUUGUUGUCAAUAGCGUCACUGUGUUGGCCCUUUUUAUCCUCCUUGUGCGCACUCUUUAUUCAAUUUUGUUUAACAUCACAACCAUCGAGUCCUGGGAGAUCGAAAGACACGAGACCCUUGUGCGGCGAGCCCGUGUUCUUGGUGGUUAUCUUGACGGACCCGCAGGACAAAGAUUCCGAAUUAAGAAACAGGAGUUCCCUUACGAUGUGGGGAUAUUCUCCAACAUGAGUCAGGCAAUGGGAGGAACUAGCAACAUCUUCAGCUGGUUUUGGCCAUUCACGGCAACCCCCGACCGCAAAUCUGGUUGGGAAUUCCCAGUCAAUGACUUUGAAGCUCCUGGUGUAACUUGGCCGCCGCUGGAUCCCGAUCGCAUUCCUUUCCCAGCGCAGACACCCUCCACAACUGAUUCCCCAAUGAUGAAGACCUACACGUCUGCUCGAGAACAGGUUGAAGCAUUUAAGCGCCGGCAAUCCGAUGAUAUGAACCGCCGCCGGCCAUUUUCGAAGGUUCAAAGGCGCAAGCGGUUCCACGAUCGAUUCGAAAAAAUUGAUCAGAAUCAAAGCGAAGAUGAAGGCCAGCCCGGACCUAUCUAUGGCGAUGACUCAGAUGACGGUGAAGAGUCAUGGCGAAAUGCUGACGGAGAGCGCCUACAAGACUUUGGGGUCGAUGAGGAUGUGGAGUUCUACGACGAAGAUGAUAUCCCAUUGGGUGUCCUCAUGGAACAGCGAAGGCAGGCUUAG
This is a messenger RNA of Penicillium cinerascens, 1293 nucleotides long. RefSeq names its product putative palmitoyltransferase with autoacylation activity Pfa4 (gene pfa4). Gene Ontology annotation, molecular function: protein-cysteine S-palmitoyltransferase activity. The transcript is spliced from 5 exons. NCBI's taxonomy places the organism in Eukaryota, Fungi, Ascomycota, Eurotiomycetes, Eurotiales, Aspergillaceae. Gene Ontology annotation, cellular component: endoplasmic reticulum membrane; endoplasmic reticulum; Golgi apparatus. Gene Ontology annotation, biological process: protein targeting to membrane; peptidyl-L-cysteine S-palmitoylation. The record is from RefSeq and is a predicted model, not a curated record. Bases 1 to 1293 code for a protein of 430 amino acids.